ACGCCUCUUCCGGCUCCCGGGCUUCGCGGCAGAUUCGUCGCCGUCCGCCCGCCGGGCCGGCCUCGCGGGCUCGAGAGUUUCAGCGGCGGCUCUGCCAGCGCGCGGGGAGCUUGGGCUCCGCGGCCUCACGCUCCAGGCCGCGAACCGCGUGCGGAACUGGGCCUCGGCGGCCGUGGCGAAUCGGCGCGGGGCAGCGGCGAGGCGAGCCCUGAGCACGCCCGGGGACUCCGAGACCGAGCGGGAUGGACCCAGCGGUCUCUGCGGUCCGGGUGGCCGUUCGGGAAGCAGUUCACACCCUGUCCUCUUGUGAGGAUGGCGACCGCGUCCUUUCCACCUUGGGAUCCCUGAAGCGGUAUCUCAGUGGCGCGGAGAGCCCAGCGCCCCCGGGGGAGCAGGAGGAGUUCGCCAGGGUGCACUUUGCCGCCGUCCUCCGGUGUCUGGCGGGCAGGCUGAGCCCCGGCUGGCUGGAGCUUGGGGCUGACGACGGGCUGGAGGAGCUGUGCGCCAGCUUCUUCCUGGAGGGCCCGGCUGACCAGGCCUUCCUGGUGCUGAUGGAGUCCAUCGAGGGUGCUGCCGGCCCGAGCUUCCGGCUGAUGAAGACCGCGCAGCUGCUGGCUAGGUUCCUGGGCGCGGGCAGGAUGGCGGCGGUGAUGGAGGGCCAGUGUCGCCGGCUGGGGGAGCCAGCCUCGCCCCUGCUCCAGGAGACGCUCCUCACCAAGGUGGUGGGCCUGCCCGACCGCCUGGCCAACCGUCUGCAGCGGGAGAACCUGGACGCGUUCCUGCCCCAGAAUUACUUCCCUCUGCUGGCCGAGGAGAUGGUGCGCGUGCUGCAGGCGGUGGUGGACUCCCUCCGAGCUCGUCAUCGGUUCGUGGCUCUUAAAGGGUGUCCGCGCUGGCCUGGAAGCGUGUCGCGCCGCAGGCCUGGAAGCGUGUCGCGCCGCAGGCCCGGAAGCGUGUCGCGCCGCAGGCCCAGGCCUUCCGUCUUCCGGGCCGCGCCGCGCUCCUGCUCUGAGGCUCACAGCCCCGAACUCUGCGCUUGGGCAGAGCUGGGAGGGGACGUCCUCCUGCGGGAGGCGCCGCUGGCCCAGGCGUCCCUGCGUCCUGGGACCGAGUCUGAGCUGAAGCAUGGGCCCCACACUCCCAGUGAUCUGGAGUUCAUGCUUUUCUCUCUCCACCCCUCCCCGCCGACUGUGCCCCACAGGCCUGAAGUCCUCUCGCGGCUCUUGGGGAACCUGGUGAUAAAAAAUAAGAAGGCCCAGUUCGUGAUGACCCGGAAACUCCUGUUCCUCCAGUACCACCACUCGACGCCCAUGCUGCAGAGCCUGCUGGGGUACCUGGCUGCGGACAGCCAGCGGCGCCCGCUCCUCGUACAGGCGCUGAAGGGGCUCCUGGAGACGUGGGGCAGCGCCAGUGCCAUCCGCCACGCGCCUCUGGAGCAGCAGCGCUACCUCAGCAAGGCCGUGCUCAUCUGCCUGGCGCGCCUGGGGGAGGCGGAGCUCCGGGACAGCCGAGACGAGCUGCUGGCUAGCCUGAUGGCGGGGGUCAAGAGCCGCCUGGACAGCAGCCUGCCUGUCGUGCGCCGUCUGGGUAUGAUCGUGGCUGAGACUGCCAGCGCCCGGCUCCACCCCGAGGGGCCGCCCCUGCGGUUCCAGUAUGAGGAGGACGAGCUGAGCCGGGAGAUGCUGGCCCUGGCGGCCCCCCCGCCUGCGGACGACAGCCCCGUGGAGGCGAGCCCUGCUGUCGCUCCAGAGGCGGCAGAGACCCCCGGCAGAGGGAGCGGAGAUGGUGGUGUCGCCCAGGCCCCGCCGGAGGGCUCAGGCUCUGACCUGGACAGUGAUGACGAGCUCGUCCCCUACGACAUGUCUGGGGACCAAGAGCUGAAGAGGAGCAAGGCGCCCACCUACGUCCGGGACUGCCUGGAAGCCCUGACCUCGUGCGAGGACUGGGGGCGCUGGGAGGCGGCCCUGCGGGCCCUCGAGGGCUUGGUCAUCAGGAACCCUGCUGCAGCACGCGAGGUGAGCGUGGAGCUGGCCAAGGUGCUGCUGCACCUGGAGGAGAAGACGUGCGUGGAGGGCUUCGAGGGGCUGCGCCAGAGAGCCCUGGUGGCCGUCGUGGUCACAGACCCGGCCCCGGUAGCGGAGUAUCUGACGACACAGUUCUACGCCCUCAACUUCAGCCUCCGACAGCGCAUGGACAUUCUGGACGUCCUGACUCUGGCUGCCCAGGAGCUGUCUCGGCCUGGCCGCCUCCCCAAGGCCCCCCAGUGUGGCCCCCCGGGCCCCGCGCCCCCACCCGGCAGCACCGUGGCCCCUGCGUGGCGCACGGUCGUGGAGGAGCGGAUCAGAAGCAAGACCCGGCGGUUCUCGAAGGGCUCUGCCAGGCGUGGGCGGGAUGCCGGCCCCAACCAGUUCAACGUGGUGGCUGGCUACUUCUUCUUCCCGCUCCUGCGGCACUUCGACAGACCUCUGGUGACCUUUGACCUUUUGGGAGACGACCAGCUGGUCCUCGGGAGGCUGGCCCACACCCUGGGGGCCCUGAUGUGCCUGGCCGUGAACACCGCGGUGGCAGUGCCCAUGGGCAAGGCCCUUCUGGAGUUCGUGUGGACUCUUCGCUUCCACGGUGAUGCUUACGUGCGCCGGGGCCUGCUGUCCGCUGUGUCCUCCGUCCUCCUCAGCGUCCCGGGAGAGCAACUGCUGGCCGACCUGCCCGACGAGCUGCUGGAGGCCCGGUCCUGGCUGGCGGAUGUGGCUGAGCGGGACUCGGACGAGGACUGCAGGACGCUGGCCAUCCAAGCCCUGCUGCUUCUGGAGAAGCUGAGAGACCGGCUGCUCGCCCUGGCCGCUCCUUAGUCCUCGCGGGAGGGGCCCCGCCAGCAGCCCGCGACAGGGCCUGGGGAGGGAGGGGCCCCUGUGGGCUGAUCCUCAGCCUGUCCCCAAGCCCUUUCGUCACUAGAACGCAGAAGACUUUAAAAAGCAACAAAAACGAAGAAUAAAAAGGAGCCGCAGGUGCUCAAGCCCACU
Suricata suricatta (meerkat) is the source of this 3020-nucleotide messenger RNA. It is a transcript of the gene TELO2, whose product is annotated as telomere maintenance 2. The transcript is spliced from 21 exons. The record is from RefSeq and is a predicted model, not a curated record. Gene Ontology annotation, cellular component: cytosol. Gene Ontology annotation, biological process: protein stabilization; telomere maintenance via telomerase. Bases 243 to 2849 code for a protein of 868 amino acids. NCBI's taxonomy places the organism in Eukaryota, Metazoa, Chordata, Mammalia, Carnivora, Herpestidae. Gene Ontology annotation, molecular function: Hsp90 protein binding; telomeric repeat DNA binding.